Molecule: messenger RNA, 1326 nt
Organism: Harmonia axyridis
Lineage: Eukaryota; Metazoa; Arthropoda; Insecta; Coleoptera; Coccinellidae
Product: NECAP-like protein CG9132
Exons: 5
Coding region: 105-845 (246 amino acids)
Biological process (GO): endocytosis
Cellular component (GO): membrane; clathrin vesicle coat
Source: RefSeq, a predicted model, not a curated record
CAUUUUUGUCAGAUGAUUGUCAGUUUGUUGUCAAACGUUUUAAAAAGUGUUUUCUCUGUUUUUCAAUUUGCUAAUAGGGACAGAAAACAUUCAACGUUUUAAAUAUGGAAUCUUAUGAAAGUGUAAUAUUAGUUAAGCCAGAAGUUUUCGUUUUCAACAUACCGCCAAGAGCGUCAAAUAGAAGUUAUAGAGCUGCCGAUUGGAACCUUGCUGAACCUUCAUGGACUGGUAGAAUGCGAUUAGUUUCUCAAGGAGACCAAUGCUCCAUAAAACUUGAAGACAAAAACAGUGGAGAAUUAUUUGCAAAGUGUCCAAUUGAGAAUUAUCCUGGCGUUGCAAUUGAAGCUGUGUCAGACUCUUCAAGAUAUUUUGUCUUGAGAAUUCAAGAUGACAAUGGGAGAACAGCCUUCAUUGGCAUUGGGUUUGGAGAUAGAUCAGAUUCUUUCGACUUGAAUGUUGCCUUACAGGAUCAUUUCAAAUGGCUUAAGAAGGAAAAACAAAUCAGUGAAGAACCUAGUGGUCCAUCAUUAGAUUUAGGUUUCAAAGAGGGAGAAACAAUCAAAAUUAAUAUGAAAAUCAGUAAAAAAGAUGGUAGUGAGGGUUCGUCAAGAACCAAACAAAGACAAGCAGGUGGAGCUUCAGGUUUCUUGCCUCCACCACCAGGAGGUAGUACCAGUACCAAUAGAUUACCUGCACCACCAGGUAGUUCACCAGCUGGAUCACCAGCACAUGCUGCUAAAACUCCUAUUGGAAGUAAUGAUUGGGGUGACUUCGCCUCAGCUCAAGCCAAUACAACUUCUGCGAAUCAACCUUCUCCUUCAAACAGCAACUGGGUACAGUUUUAAAUAUAGGUUAUGUGCAAUUUUUGAAAUUCCAAGUGUGUAUGUAAUCGAUAGCAAUAGGAAAAAACUUAUAUCAUGAAGAAGCUAGUUCUUCAAUUCUGACAUUUUUGAUCAUUAUUAGGAAUAUUGGAUGUGGAUAAUUGUUCAAAUAAUUUACUUAAUUCAUACAGAAAUAUACAUAAUGGAAUUUGUAUUGUACAUUGAGGGACCUGUAAUAUAUCAAUGUAUUUAUUGUAUAUUGUUGAGGGUUAGAAAGUAGGAUACAGUGUGAUUGAGCUUUCAAUUUAAGAAGAUAAAACAGUGUUCUUAUUGUUGUAGCUAGGUUUCAAAUUUUGACUAAGAUCACAUUCAUCAUCUGUUGUCACAUUUAAUUUAACUAAGUUAAUAUUGAACCUAUUUUCUCUACUAUACAUAUUUCUAUAUUUGUUAUCCUUGAAAAUGUUAAUUUUAUUUUGAAUUAAUGAAUUAUAUGUAAAUAAUCAUU